Messenger RNA from Chlamydomonas reinhardtii, 3849 nucleotides. RefSeq lists its product as uncharacterized. Gene Ontology annotation, molecular function: zinc ion binding; ubiquitin protein ligase activity. The record is from RefSeq and is a predicted model, not a curated record. Gene Ontology annotation, biological process: protein ubiquitination; Ras protein signal transduction. Gene Ontology annotation, cellular component: cytoplasm. The transcript has 9 exons. Lineage: Eukaryota; Viridiplantae; Chlorophyta; Chlorophyceae; Chlamydomonadales; Chlamydomonadaceae. The coding region runs from base 396 to 3455 and encodes 1019 amino acids.
UUCAAAGUCGGGCCUCGCUCCCUCGCUUGCGGUGGCGUGCUCGCGGCAAGAUGGGGAAGCGUCUGGUAAGAGCGAGACAGAUUCAUGUCGUCAGCUGCUUUAAUUAAGCCAUGACCAUCGUAAGUCGCUAAUUCUUGAUACUUCUUUGCCACCUAUCCUCAGUAUCCACCACUGACGGACAAGAGGCGUGAAAAUGCCCAGUUUAGCGAAGCUUGUCAGAUAGCUGCCACUUCGAAUGCUGCAAAUCUGCAGUCCUGUGUCCUUUUAGAUCUCGCUGCUACACUCCUCGCUCGGGCUCAGCGGUCCAGAUUUCUCCCGUCUGGAGGUCCAGGCCCGGGCACGGGCCUGGCUCCUGGCUUCUGGCACAGCUAGCGCGCGUGAGCUAGCGUCACAGCAUGUACACUCUGCGCGUCGUGGCGUCAGAGCGGCGCAUGUCGCAGGUGGCGCUGCCCUCGGCGAUGGGGUCGCGCGGCGACGGGCAUCCGCCCCGCGACGCCGGGGACGACAGCGAUAGCGAUAGCGAGGGCGAACUGCUCGGUCUCGACCUCGAUAAUGAUAGCGAGGCCAUUGAAUUCACGGCCGGCAAUCCGCGCGUGGAGCACAUAACGGGCGUGGUGCAUCUGUUCCGGCCCACGCCUGGUCGCCUUCCUGCCAACGCACCGCCUCCGCCCACACCUCCGCCCGGCUUUGGCCACGUCACGCCAACGCACGCGGGCGGCGGCAAGGGAGUGGCAGCAGCCAUGGCCACGGCGGCGCUUGCAGGAAAAGCCGGCAGCGCCACGGCACCUGCCGCCACAUGGGCCUCGCUCUUGGCACCUCCGCCAACAGCCCCUGCCGGCAACCCUGCCGGCGCCGGCACGCCCGCACCGGAGGCGGCGCUGUCACAAGCUGCUCAAGCGCGCAGCGCACAAACGCCUCCAGCACAGCAGGCGCGGGGCGCAGUCGGAUCAGUCGGCGCGGUCACGAGCGCAGGCGCGGGCGGCGGCGGUGGCGGUGAGCGCUGCACCGAGCUGUGCUGCCUGGCGCUCCCCUCCGAUAUGACCAUCGCCGACUUCUGCACCUUUCUGGGAGCGCACCUGCUGCGGCUGCGGCGCAUGCGCGUGCUGAGGCGACAGGUGGGCAGCGUGGGGCAUGCGGCUGCGGCGGCGGCCAUGACGGCGGCAUCAGCAGUGGCGGCAUCAACAGGAGCAGCAGCAGCGGCAGCAGCGGCAGCGCCGUCGACGGCGUCGACGGCUGCAGAGGGUGCAGAGGCGGCGCCGGCGCGGGCUGGAGGGCGGGCCGGGAUGGCAGCGCCGGUGGCCGCCGCGGCGCCGGAGGGGCCAACGCCAGCGCGCCACACAUCGGCUGCCGCUUCGCCUGCCGGUGCCGGUGCCGAUGCCAGCGCUGGUGCUGGCGCUGGUGCUACUGCUGCCGCUGCCGCCGCCCCAACCAGCAGGGGCUCGGGUUCCGCCGCACCCACCGCAGCCGCCGCCGCCACAGCCGCAGCCCAACAGCAUGGCAAGACCAUCCCUACCUCGCCCAGCUCGCCUAGCAGUGAGAUCACGGCGGCUGCGCCACCCGACAACACGCCGACGCCGCCGACGCCACCUGCGCACACCACGCAACAGUCGCAGUCGCAGCCGCCGCACCCGCACGGCCAGCAACACGAACACCACGGCGACCACAACCCCCACGGCGGUCACAACCACGGCGGUCACAGCCACCAGCCUCACCAAGCACGGCCGCCCAGCCAGCGUGUGGUCUGCAUGGUGGUGAUGCGAAUGGAGAGCCCAGAGGCCGCGGAUGAGCUUUACAACGACCUCAACGGAAAACCGUUCAGUUCGUUGGAGCCCGACAUCGUCUGCCGCCUCGUCCACGUGCGCGCGGUUGAGGUCACCAGUGGCGGCGCCGCCGCGGCGGCGGCGCUCGCCGCCAAGCCGCCGGGACUGCCGGAACAGCCGGCGGCGGCGGCGCCAGCCGCCGCCGCAGGCGACGCCGUCGCCGCGCCGGCGGCGCCGACGGCGGUGGCGGCGCACGUGCCGCCGCCGGGCCAGACGGAGCUGCCCACGUGUCCGGUGUGUCUGGAGCGCCUGGACGAGCACGUGAGCGGCAUCGUGACCACGGUGUGUACGCACAUGUUCCACAGCGAGUGCCUGCAGAAGUGGGCCGACUCCACGUGCCCCGUGUGCAGGUACUGCGUGCAGGGCGCCGCCAGCACCAGCCGCUGCGGCGUGUGCGCCACGUGUGUGGACCUGUGGAUUUGCCUCAUAUGCGGACACGUGGGCUGCGGCCGGUACCGCGCAGGUCACGCCGCGGACCACUGGCGCACCAGCGGCCACUGCUACGCCCUGGAGCUGGACAGCCAGCGCGUGUGGGACUACGUGGGCGACAACUACGUGCACCGCCUCAUACAGUCAAAAACCGACGGCAAGCUAGUGGAGCUUGCAGCGCCCGCGGGCGCCGUCACCUCGCCACACGCCGGCAUGCGUGGCGGCGGCGGUCAUUUUCACGGCGGCGGCGCCGCGGCCGCGGCAGGCGGCGGCGGCGGCCUGCCCUGCACGCCCGCCGGCGGCGCCGCCGGCGGCGGCGCGGCGGCUCACCGCGGCCAUGGUCACUCCUCUGACGGCGACAUCUGCGGUGCAUCGUGUGGGGCGGGUGGCGGCGGCGGCGGCGCGCGCGGUGACGACUGCGGUCCGGGUGGCGGCGGCGGUGGUGGCGCCGGCGGGCGGUAUGCAGGCGCGUACGGCGGCGGGCGGUACGACGGUGGCGCAGGUGGCAGCGGGGGCGGCGGCAUGCCGGGCUGGAGCUCGGCGGAUGAGGAGCUAAAGGAAGCCCUGAUGGCCUCCAAGCUGGACGCCAUCGCCGCCGAGUACAACCACCUGUUGGCCAGUCAGCUGGACAGCCAGCGACAGUACUUUGAGGGCCUGGUGGCGCAGGCAACGUUGACGGCGGACCACCGCUGCGCUCAGGCCGGCGCCGCCGCCGACAAGGCCGCAGCCGAGGCAGAGGCAGCGCACGCGGCCGCGCGCGAGGAGGCCCGGCGGCGCGGUGCGGCGGAACGCAAGGCGGCUGAGACGACCGAGGCGCUCAGAGCUGUGCGGCAGGAGGCGGAGUUCCUGCGCUCUCUGAAUGAGACGCUGCUGGCCAACCAACGUGACUUCAAGUCGCAGCUGGCGGAGCAGCGCGGCCGGGCGGACGCGGCGGAGGCAGCGGUCAAGGAGCUGCAGGAGCAGGUCCGCGACCUGGCCUUCUUCAUUGAGGCUCAGCGCACAAUCAACGAGGCCGCGGGGGCGGGCGCGAGCGAGCUGCGGGAGGGAACCGUGCUGCCGCUGCCGGAGAAGCAGGGAGGCCGCAGCAGCGGUCGUGGCGGCGGCGGAGGCGGCAGCAGCCGCAGCGGCAAGCCCGGUGGCGGCGGAGGUGGAGGUGGAAGCGGCUCGGGUGCCAGUGCGUCGCGAGGGGGCGGCACGAGCAAGUGAACUGCAGGAGCAUCGGGUUGGACGAUGGGACCCGAGCGGCGUGGACUGCUUGGCCUGGCUGUUGGGGUUACGAAGAGGAACAGGUAAGCAGCAACGGCGCUUGGCGUAGCUUGGCGUAGCUUGGCGUAGCCCACAUGUUGGCGCACAACGUUGCACAGGCAGGGCGGCGAUGUGCAGCAAGCCAGAUGCAUGCGUGCAUUGUGCCAUUGUGUGGUGGGUGAAAGGUCGUAAAGACUUCUGGUGCGUCACAUGCGGUUUUGCAGUCGGGCGGUGGUGGCCGGCUGCGAGUGAGGAUGCAUCAGGGCGGCCAAGCUAGCUCGUCAGGCCCAACAGGCCCACCCAUGCGAACAAGACUUUGAAGGGCCGGACUCUCUGCCUGUAAUACGGCAUACCU